Megalops cyprinoides (Indo-Pacific tarpon) is the source of this 1113-nucleotide messenger RNA. RefSeq names its product opsin-5-like. Gene Ontology annotation, molecular function: G protein-coupled receptor activity. The record is from RefSeq and is a predicted model, not a curated record. The transcript is spliced from 4 exons. The coding region runs from base 1 to 1113 and encodes 370 amino acids. NCBI's taxonomy places the organism in Eukaryota, Metazoa, Chordata, Actinopteri, Elopiformes, Megalopidae. Gene Ontology annotation, biological process: G protein-coupled receptor signaling pathway; visual perception. Gene Ontology annotation, cellular component: membrane.
AUGACUGAUAGUGUCUCCAAGUACGUCUCCAAAUUGUCUCCCAUUGUGGAUUAUGGAACAGGUGCAUUUUUACUGAUUGUUGCCGUUAUGACCAUCGUGGGGAACGGGGCAGUUUUGGUGGCCGCCCGAAAGAGGGCUUCCCGUCUGAAGCCCCCGGAGCUCCUGAGCGUGAACCUGGCUUUCACUGAUCUGGGAGCAGCCGUGACCAUGUACCCGCUGGCCAUCGCCUCGGCCUGGAACCAUGGCUGGCUCGGGGGAGAGGCCUCCUGCAUUUACUACGGCCUGAUGGGCCUCCUCUUCGGAGUCGCCAGCAUCAUGACUCUCACCAUCAUGGCAGUGGUGAGACUGAUCACGACAGCUAUGUCUCAUAUUCCAGCCAGCAGGGUCCCGAGCUGGACAAGAGUCUGGAGGGCAAUCGUGGCAGUGUGGCUCUACUCCCUGCUGUGGUGUCUGUUCCCUCUGAUUGGUUGGGGGAGCUACGGCCCUGAGCCUUUUGGCACCGCCUGCUCCGUCACCUGGACUAAUUCCCAUCAGUCCUGGAACAGGUCGACCUUUGUGCUCCUCUUCUUCACCCUCUGUGUCCUGCUCCCCUUGUCCACACUGAUGCUGUGCUACGCCAGGAUUGCCUACACACACUAUCAGGUGUACCGCACCUUAAAGCACCACAGGACAAUAUCCAUAUCCAACCAGACCACCCGGAGGCUCACUCUGAUGUCUGUAAUGGUCAGCGCUGGUUUUGUGGUCAGCUGGGGGCCCUAUGCGGCAGUCAGUGUGUGGUCAGUGUUCUGCGCCAACGAGAACAUUCCGCCUUUCCUCACCCUGCUGCCCUGCCUCUUCGCCAAGUCGUCCACCGUCUACAACCCCUUCAUCUACUACGCCUUCAGCAAGUCCUUCCGCCGAGAGGUCAGCGCGCUGAAGCCCUCCUGCCAACUCAGCAAGUCCAGCCAGAGCGACUCGGACAACCAGCCCGCGGUCCACUGGAAGAGGGGAGGGCACUUGCAAGUCCUGCCCCAGCCCUGCAUGUGCGAUACAGUCAGGGUAGGAGGAUACCUGGAGGAGAGAGGUCUGCCUACAGUGGAAAGAACAGGGGGACCUGGGGGAUCUGUUCCGUAA